This is a messenger RNA of Vanrija pseudolonga, 2258 nucleotides long. It is a transcript of the gene SPBC16A3.17c, whose product is annotated as putative MFS-type transporterc. The transcript has 5 exons. The coding region runs from base 246 to 2114 and encodes 622 amino acids. Lineage: Eukaryota; Fungi; Basidiomycota; Tremellomycetes; Trichosporonales; Trichosporonaceae. Gene Ontology annotation, molecular function: transmembrane transporter activity. Gene Ontology annotation, biological process: transmembrane transport. The record is from RefSeq and is a predicted model, not a curated record. Gene Ontology annotation, cellular component: plasma membrane.
AGCAAUAAAAGGGGGAAGCGACGCCGCGUGAGGACGCAGCACGCCUGACUCAUCUUUUGCCCCACUCUAGCCGCUGUGUCUGCUGUCGGGACGUGUCCGGCAGCUGUAUAAUCGAUAACGAGCGCGCCGUGAGCAGUGGCGCGAUUGUCUCGAGCGCAUCACGAGCAGCGAACACGACACGGCAAGUAUAACAGGUCCUUGGCGGGAGCGAGCAGCGGCAACACCAAAACAAAUCAAUCAACACGAUGAGCGCCAAAUACGACGACACGGCACCAAUACCCAACGACCUGCCGCCCACCGCCCCGGCGCUGGGCGACGUCGAGAACCAGGCUGGCUCGGGGACGGCGACGCCGACCGACGGCGCGCGGAGGAAGAAGGGCGGCGGGUUGACCGAGGGCGAUGCGGACGUCGCGGCCAUCCCGGACAACAACCUCUGGAUCGUCAUGCCGAGUAUCGGCCUCGUGCUCUUCCUCUCUGCGCUCGACCAGACAAUCAUCGCUACCGCCUUGCCGACCAUUGCGGAAAAGUUCCAUGCCACGCCGAGCCAGUACAGUUGGGUUGCAACUGCGUACCAGCUCGCCAUGACGCUCCUGACCCCCGUCAACGGGCGCGUGUCCGACAUUGUGGGCCGCAAGCCGAUGCUGUACAUCGCGAUCAUCGUUUUCACCGUCUUUUCGGCCCUCUGUGGCGCCGCGCAGAACAUUACCUGGCUGAUUGUCGCGCGCGCGUUCCAGGGCCUCGGUGGAGGGAGCAUCAUCGGCCUGACCACCAUGGUCGUCUCCGACAUCGUGCCCCUCCAGCAGCGCGGCACGUACCAGGGCUACAUGGGCGCGAGCUGGGGCAUCGCCGCGGUUCUGGGGCCUAUCCUCGGCGGCGCGCUCACGCAGAAGGCUAGCUGGCGCUGGUGCUUCUUCAUCAACCUCCCAACCUGCGGCGUCGCCCUCAUCCUCCUCGUCUUCACGCUCAAGCUCAACCCGCCCAAGGGCAUCACGUUCGCGGAGCUGCGGCGCACAUUCGACUUCACAGGCCUGGUGCUCGUCAUGGCGGGCGGCGCGCUGCUCAUCACGGGCUUCUCGUGGGCCGCAGACCACGGGUUCCACACGGCGGCCGCGAUCGCCAUGAUUGCCGUCGGCGGCUUCCUGCUGGUGCUCACCGUCGUCAACAGCCUGUACACCUCCCGCAACGCCGUCAUCCCCGCGCGCAUGUUCAAGACGCGCACGACGCUCUUCUUCACCAUCGCCAGCACGCUGCACGCGCUCGCGUUCAUCCCGUCCAACAUCUUGCUCCCGCAGUUCUUCCAGGGCGUGCGCGGCGCCGACGCCCUCCAGUCGGGUAUCCAGCUCCUGCCGUACGCCAUCUUCGUGUCGUGGUCGACUGUCGUGGCCGGCCAGAUCCAGUCACGCCUGCGUAUCGUCCGCCCUGUUGUUUGGGUGGGCUACGCCGUCGCUGUGCUGUCCUUCGGCAUCAUGUACGGCUUCUUCGACUCGACCAUGCCCCUUAGUCGGCAGUAUGGCCUGCUCGUCCUCCCCGCCGUCGGCAUCGGACUGUCGCUGUCGUCUCCGCUGCUCAUCAUGCAGGCGGCGAUGCCGCUCAAGGAGAUGGCGGCGGUGACGUCUGCGUGGACGCUCACCCGCUCGCUCGGCGGCUCGAUCGGCAUCGCAGUCUUCACGGCCAUCCUCAACACCAACCUCAGGUCCAAGUUCACCAAGGUGCCAGGCUACGGCACUGAGUUCGAGGUGCCGACCAGCGCGCAGGGCUACAUCGCGCUGCACGAGCUGCCCGAGGGCCCGACAAAGGACGCAGUGCUCAAGGCCUUCUCCGACUCGUUCCGCCCCGUGUGGCUCCUGUCGAUCAUCAUCUUCGCCAUCUGCCUCGUCAUCACGAUCCCCACGAAAUCCUACAGCCUCAACCGCGGUCCCCAGGCGGCCAAGACGCCCGGCGACGCCUCGCCUGUACCUGAGAAGAGCGAGGGCGGCGAGGGCGACGCAUUGCCCGAGGAGGCGCAGCGUGCGCAGGGGCAGGACGAGGCGACCGAGUCGAGCGUCGCAACCCUCAACUCGACACCGAGCAGGGACGACGCAAAGGUCGACGCAAAGGCCGACGUAAAGGUCUAGACGCUCGCUGCUGCACGACGCAGCAGACGCAUCAGCAUUGGGGUUCAUCAGCCAUAGUCACAUCUGUUAGCAUCCGUUUCAACAUCCCAUGCAUCAUAAUACAGCAUAUCUGAGUUUUGGGCUCUGCGCUCACUGCGCUCUGCG